This is a messenger RNA of Sphenostylis stenocarpa, 1659 nucleotides long. Lineage: Eukaryota; Viridiplantae; Streptophyta; Magnoliopsida; Fabales; Fabaceae. The record is from the annotation of a GenBank genome assembly.
AUGGGGGGCGGGAUGAGGAUUUUUGUAUGUCUUGUUUUGGCUGCUGACACUAUGCUAGUUUUUUUGUUAGAAAAUAUGGGCUUACUCUGUAGCAGAAACCGGCGUUAUAAUGAUGCUGAUGCUGAAGAAAAUGCACAGACUGCAGAGAUUGAAAGAAGAAUAGAAUUGGAAACAAAGGCUGAAAAACAUAUUCAAAAACUUCUACUACUUGGAGCUGGAGAGUCAGGAAAGUCCACAAUAUUUAAGCAAGUAAGAAAAAGCAUUGUUGUCCUUGUUUUAGCUAUGUAUAACUUGAUAGUUGAUAUUUAUUUGUUUGUCCGUAAUGUGCAGAUAAAACUUUUGUUUCAAACUGGCUUUGACGAGGCAGAACUAAAAAGCUACUUACCAGUCAUUCAUGCUAAUGUGUAUCAGACAAUAAAAUUACUGAAUGAUGGAUCAAAGGAAUUUGCCCAGAAUGAUGCUGAUUUUUCAAAGUAUGUUAUAUCCGAUGAAAAUAAGGAAAUAGGGGAAAAGUUAUCGGAAAUUGGAGGCAGGUUGGAUUACCCAGAUCUCACCAAGGAACUUGCUCAAGAAAUUGAAAAUCUGUGGAAGGAUCCUGCAAUUCAGGAGACAUAUGCCCGUGGCAGUGAGCUUCAAAUUCCAGAGUGUACUGAUUAUUUCAUGGAAAAUUUACAAAGGUUGUCCGACGCAAAUUAUGUUCCAACAAAGGAGGAUGUUUUGUAUGCUAGAGUGCGUACCACUGGGGUUGUAGAGAUCCAGUUCAGGGAGGAGUCACAUCUAGAUAUAUUAGAGGAAAGGAUUGCCCAACAUAUAAAGCCGUUCCUAGAUAGUUGUCCUAUCGAUAUAGAGUCAUCUUAUGAAGUUGGCCAGCUAGAGAAAGAGGUAUUGCAUGACUUCCCUAAUUUCUUUGCCAUGAACCCUCUAUCCCAUCCUGUUGGGGAAAAUAAGAAAAGUGGUGAAGUUUAUAGACUCUUUGAUGUUGGUGGCCAGAGAAAUGAAAGGAGAAAGUGGAUCCAUUUGUUUGAAGGAGUUUCAGCUGUAAUAUUCUGUGCUGCAAUUAGCGAGUAUGAUCAAACACUUUUCGAGGACGAAAACAGAAACAGAAUGAUGGAGACUAAGGAACUUUUCGAGUGGGUCCUGAAGCAACCAUGUUUUGAGUUUGACAUAUUUGAGAAGAAGAUCCUGAAAGUCCCACUUAAUGUAUGUGAAUGGUUCAAAGAUUACCAACCUGUUUCAACAGGGAAACAAGAGAUUGAGCAUGCAUACGAGUUUGUAAAGAAAAAGUUUGAGGAAUCAUAUUUCCAGAGCACUGCUCCUGAUCGCGUAGAUCGCGUCUUUAAGAUCUACCGGACCACUGCCCUUGAUCAGAAGGUUGUGAAGAAGACUUUCAAGCUUGUUGAUGAGACUUUGAGGCGGAGACAUCUCUUUGAGGCUGGCUUAAAAGAUUCCAAAGGUCAUAAACGUCAUCCAGUCUUUUUCAAGGUCAUUUUGGGUCGAAAACGGUGGGCCAUGGAAACUUCUCAACCGUCCAAUGCACAAAAAGUGCUUCAACAAUUUCCCCCUUUUCCACUUAUACCCUCUAAAGAUCGCUUUAGCGUUGAAUCAUCCCUGACUUCGCCCCUUUCCCUGUCCAAAGCAUAUUCCCGGUCUCUUGUUUAA